AUGGCCCGAAUCUUGAAGGCGCAGAAGCCGCGCGCACGAAACUUGGGACUGCCCUACCACGAUGUCGCCAAAACAACGGCUACCACUUUGACAGUGAAAAUCAAACCUGUGAAGAAAAUUACACAAUACAAGAGAUUUGCUACGAGCUCUCCCUUCCCCGACUACAAACGUCCAUCUCCGCAAGAGUGUAAGGAGGCACAUCGCAUCCUAGUGGCAUCUCACGGAGAACGGGACCCCACCGCCACGAAUGCGAUGAAUGCAGAUGGAUUUGAUCGUCCUACCGUCUUCACAGAUCCACUGGAUGGGCUUGUAUACGGCUUAUUAUGCCAAGCCACCAACGAGCGCAACGCAAUUCGACAGGUUCAGGCCAUGGUCAAGGAAUACGGGUCAUGGACCGAUUACAACGUCAUCAGCGACGGCGGUGAGGCCACCCUUCGAGAUGUGCUCUCCUGUGGAGGUCUUCAUGUCAGGAAAGCUAAGUUCAUCAUGUCUAUCCUGCACCAAGUGAAAAGCAGACAUGGAGUCUACAGCUUGAAUCAUCUCUGGCCGCUUAACGAUGAAGAGGUGAUGGAAGAGUUUCUCAGCUACAACGGGGUCGGCCCUAAGACGGCAAGUUGUCUGAUUGCUUUGACAUUGAAAAGGCAGAGAUUCGUUGUGGACACACAUAUCUAUCGCAUCACUGGCUUCCUGGGAUGGAGGCCCAUGCAUGCAACACCAGAGGAGGCUCGUGCACAUCUCGAAAGGAGGAUACCCGAUGAUUUCAAGUAUUCACUUCAUCUACUGUUCAUCACACAUGGACGGGAGUGUCCUGAAUGCAAGACUGGGUCCAAGAUCACGGGGAGCUGUAAUCUUCGGAAGGCGUUUCAUGACCUGGUGCCAGAUCUAGCAACCUAG
Penicillium expansum is the source of this 894-nucleotide messenger RNA. RefSeq names its product endonuclease III domain-containing protein. Bases 1 to 894 code for a protein of 297 amino acids. The transcript has a single exon. Gene Ontology annotation, biological process: base-excision repair. Gene Ontology annotation, molecular function: catalytic activity. NCBI's taxonomy places the organism in Eukaryota, Fungi, Ascomycota, Eurotiomycetes, Eurotiales, Aspergillaceae. The record is from RefSeq and is a predicted model, not a curated record.